UAGCUAGCUAGCUAUCCUUCUGGCUCUGUGGCUGACAUAUCUAGCUGGAUAGAUAGCCUAUGUUACCCGUUGAGCUAAAAUGAAAGAUAUACCAAGUUGAUACGUUACAUUUUUGGGCAGCGCCACUCACUCAGCAUGAGCGCUAGGUUAACUAGAGGAGGAUUAUAAAGCAGUGAUCCAGGGCACUUUGUUUAUUAUUAUCGAUGACGUUAUAAUAAGCAACUACAUACGUAGCUAGUGGUCAUGAACUUUGGGAUAGUCUUAUUAUGUACUGACGCUGUUUACAAGAUCAUCUUGAGGACGAAGCAAUUUGCUUAUAAGCAAUAUAAGCUCGCACUACAUGCAGGAAUCAGACAGAAGUCAACAGUUCAGUAUGCAUCACGACCCGACCUGCCAAAGCUGGCCUAUAGGAAGGUGAAGGGGAAGAGCCCGGGGGUGGUCUUCCUCCCAGGGUUUGCCUCCAACAUGGGCGGGCAGAAAGCAGAGGCCCUGGAGGAGUUCUGCAGAUCCUUGGGCCACUCUUACCUAAGGUUUGAUUACACAGGAUGUGGGGCAUCGGAGGGCGUGGGGGCAGAGUGCACAGUCGGCAGCUGGAAAAGAGAUGUUCUGUUUGUGUUGGACGAACUUGUGGAUGGACCACAGAUCCUGGUUGGCUCCAGUAUGGGUGGCUGGCUCAUGCUCCUGGCAGCCAUUGCUCGUCCAGAGAAGACUGCAGCCCUGGUUGGCAUUGCUACUGCCGCUGAUCACUUUGUCACAGCCUACAAGUCCCUUCCUUUAGAGGCGAGGAAGGAGAUCGAAGAGAAAGGGGAGUGGACGGUGGCCACCAAGCACAACGAGGAAGGCUCCUACACACUCAGCACGACGUUCCUGCAGGAGGCCGAGAACCACUGCGUCCUGCAGUGUCCCAUCCCAGUGACCUGCCCCGUGCGCCUCAUCCACGGCCUGAAGGACGAGGACAUACCCUGGCACAUCUCCAUGCAGGUUGCGGACCGCGUGCUCAGCACAGACGUGGACGUCAUCUUGCGCAAGCACGGACAGCACCGCAUGGCGGAGAAGGACGACAUCAAGCUUAUGGUCUACACCAUCGAUGACCUCAUAGACAAGCUGACCACGCUAGCGUGAGUGGGUGGGGCCGUGCAUGACUUGGUGACCCCCCCCUCCACCCCCACGUCUCCUGUCCUCAGAUGACCGUAGUCUUCCUCCCCAUGGCCGGUUCGACCCCAGUGUGCAAAUAUGAGUGAGGAGCAGCAUGAGCCAGCAGGCUGAGAGAAAAGAAACUUAUCUGAAAUAUUACGGGCCCUGUGAGUGAUUUUCUUUUUUUGUUUUUUUUUUUUUACAGUUUACUUUGUUCAGUGUUGAGAUGGUAUACCUUUGGGAAUGCUGCUAUAUCUGUUUGACAAAGUACAUAUCCUGCUGGAGACCUUUUCCAGAUAAACACCAGGUUGCAUAAUUCCUGUGCCUUUUUUACCACUUCACAUAGUGUCACAAUGCUGAUGAACCCAAUAAAACAAUUUGUAUCCCAGAGUUUGUGUCUCUCAUGUGGAGAGCACUGUGGUGUUCAUAUAUGUUCACAACAUGUAAUAUCUUCACACUACAUUUCUGUAAAGAAACAUUUGCAGCCCUUUGUAAUGAAGCAUCAUUGCAACAGCUCUUGUACACAGAUUCUCUGUAGUGAAUCAUUGGCACAACUUCUUUCUGUAAUGAAGCAUAGGUCUAGCUGCAUUUUGUAAUGAAGCAUUAUUACAACAGCUGUAUACUGAAGCAUUCACACAGCUGCUGUCUGUCUUGAAGCAUUAUUACAGCAGCUCUCUGUAAUGAAGCAUUUACACAACUGCUCUCUGUAGUGAACCAUUGCAACGGAUCUCUGUAAUGAAGCACUUGCACAGCUACCUUUUA
Molecule: messenger RNA, 1896 nt
Organism: Megalops cyprinoides (Indo-Pacific tarpon)
Lineage: Eukaryota; Metazoa; Chordata; Actinopteri; Elopiformes; Megalopidae
Gene: abhd10a
Product: abhydrolase domain containing 10, depalmitoylase a
Exons: 5
Coding region: 244-1122 (292 amino acids)
Biological process (GO): protein depalmitoylation
Cellular component (GO): mitochondrion
Molecular function (GO): palmitoyl-(protein) hydrolase activity; hydrolase activity, hydrolyzing O-glycosyl compounds
Source: RefSeq, a predicted model, not a curated record